AGAUAACAAAAGAACUCGACGUUUUAUCAUUCUGGUCAUUAAUAUUCAUCCGCCACUGACCAGCAAGCGAUGUCCGCUGGUCUUCUAGGUCUUACGCUGAAAUGGAAUUUUCGUACAAUGGAUUAAUUUGAGCGGUCGUGUUAGGAUCAAUAUCGUAGCGAGCAAUGUGUUAUUGAAUUUAGGUUUCAAAAACACAAUUUGCUAGUAAUAGUAUAUAGUUGCAGCACAGAAGUGCGCAGUCAAACACCAUACAAUAACAGUCAAGAUUGGAAGAAGGACUGAAUACAUCGUUGGAUACAAUAUUCAUAAAGAACCAACCUAACAACCCCUAGCUGAACAUGAAAUAAAUACCGGUUGGAAAUCGAUGUUAUCGGAUUAGAGGUAGAAAGAAGGCCACAGGAGAAUACAAUGGAACUCGGGCAUCAUGCAAACACAAACCUCGGUAGUCUACUAACAAUUUGCAGGAUUGCUGUGGUCAUACAAGUCCUAAGUUGGGGCUCCUUUUGCUCUGGAAUAGAAUGCCAGGUCUGCCAAACCGUCAACUCAUUAGCCGAAUGUGACUCAACUCAAGUAUGUGCUUCUAAUGAGAUCUGUAGGACAGAGAUCAGGACCCAGGCUGCCUCGACGUAUAAGAUGGAAUGCAAGCAAGAUCAAGCGUGCCUCAAUGAACAAGAGAUUUACAAAACACAGUGCACAGGGGUAGCUGGAUCUGUUUGCGUCACCUGCUGUGAUACAGACCUCUGCAACGCCCCGACCCCCGAUCCCCCUGCAGCCACAGCCGCCACUACCAACCCGCCAACAUCUAUAGAUGCAGCCACAACAGUGACGGAAGCAGCGACAACAAAAGCUACAACAUCAGAUGCAGCCACAACAGUGACAGAAGCAGCGACAACAAAAGCUACAUCGACGCAGCCACCCACACAUCCAAUAGCUCCUUCGGGUUCAUCACACAUAAGCUCAUCACUGUACAAACUCUACAGGUCGGCACAGCAGGUCAAUCCUCAGUACGUCUUCGAUACAGGUCAGGCAGGCUCUCUCAUCGCAUGCACUAUGACCUGCGCACAGACUGCAAAUUGUAAAUCAUUUGGAUACAACAGUGUGGGUAGAUUAUGCUACAUCGUGGGAUCGGAUGCCAGUGAUCUAACAUUCACUAAUACAGCAACAUGCAACCAUUAUAUUCCGGUGAUUUGAAAUCAGGCCUUAAAAGGGCCACCCUAACAAAAACGGGCUA
Molecule: messenger RNA, 1231 nt
Organism: Strongylocentrotus purpuratus (purple sea urchin)
Lineage: Eukaryota; Metazoa; Echinodermata; Echinoidea; Camarodonta; Strongylocentrotidae
Product: CUB domain-containing protein-like
Exons: 6
Coding region: 409-1191 (260 amino acids)
Source: RefSeq, a predicted model, not a curated record